AUGCUGGAACGACCAGGGCCGCCCAGCGACGGCUUCCUGCCGGAGUUGUGCCGAGUGCUCUUCCGGCUCAGCCCCGAGGGGCGCCGAAGGGCCAUCUCCACGAGCCUCAGCCAGGCCCAGCGGGAGCGGCUGGAGGCGUGGAUGCUCGCGCGGCAGGUGUGCCCGGAGACGACAGAGGCGGCCGCGGCCCCCCCGCAGCAGCCGCCCGUUUCUGCGGGCCCGUCGCGGCGCUGCGCGCUCGGGAGCGGCCUCGGCAAGGCGCGCGGCUGCGGUAUCAAGGUGCACGCCCAGACCCGGCGCGGCGGCCAGUGCGCGAGGUGGUACUCGGCCUCCAUCUGGCUGGAGGGCCUCUACAUGGUCGCGCGCAUGAGGCGCUCUUGGGCUGACGCGGUGGUGGACCGCGCCGUGCUUGCUCGGGUGCGGCUCGGGGAUCGGCCAGACCCAGAUCUCCGACGACAUAUGU
Molecule: messenger RNA, 463 nt
Organism: Prorocentrum cordatum
Lineage: Eukaryota; Dinophyceae; Prorocentrales; Prorocentraceae
Source: the annotation of a GenBank genome assembly